Messenger RNA from Alosa sapidissima (American shad), 2887 nucleotides. RefSeq names its product chromosome 15 C19orf47 homolog (gene c15h19orf47). The transcript is spliced from 8 exons. Bases 58 to 1245 code for a protein of 395 amino acids. The record is from RefSeq and is a predicted model, not a curated record. Gene Ontology annotation, cellular component: nucleus. NCBI's taxonomy places the organism in Eukaryota, Metazoa, Chordata, Actinopteri, Clupeiformes, Clupeidae.
UUAGCUCCACCGGAAGUGUCUGGGUGCAUCAAAGAGCCACUGAGCAUUGCAGUGAAGAUGGCGUCAGAGAAAUCAGCCACUUCGGAGUGGAUUCAGUUCUUCAAAGAUGCUGGGAUCCCACCCAGUCUGGCUGUUACCUAUGCAGUGUCCUUUGUAGAUAACAGGAUACAAAAGAACAUGCUCAUGGACCUCAGCAAGGAUAUCAUGAUGGACCUGGGAAUCUCUGCUAUUGGAGAUAUCAUUGCCAUUCUCAAGCAUGCUAAGGUGGUCUACAGACAGGAUAUGUGCAAGAUGGCCACUGACGCCAUUAACUCCGGACAGACCAGUGUCCAGGCUGAGCUGAGACGCACUGCGAACACACCUGCCACCCGCAUGAUAGCCAGUGCUCUAAGCAGGGAUUCGCCACCAAGCACGCCUGCGCAGUGGCCUGACAACCGUCUCUCUGUGACCGUGUCCAACAAGGGGGCCAAAGGAGUUGCAUCGAGUGAGCCAGCCGAGGAAGGGAAUGGCCUGCCAGUGAAGCGACGGCGUGUUACUGCAGAAAUGGAGGGCAAGUAUAUUGUAAACAUGCCAAAGGGAACAACCCCACGCACACGACGCAUCCUUGCCCAACAGGCCAAGAAAGGGAAGGGCCUGAAACGCACCUCUGUGUUUGAGAGACUCGGGGCUGAGUCAAAGGCAGACACUACACCCUCAGCAGCUGCCAAGACCACAGGCGUGUUCAGUCGGCUAGGUGGUGGCCAGGAGGACGCUGGCUGGAGAGAUGGACCCAAACCAGGUGCUGCUGAGGAGGAGGACGACGAUAGUGACGGUGAAGGCUCUGUGCUCCAGUACGCAGGCGUGCUCAAACGGCCUCACCUCUCCACAAAGAAAGAACUGGCUGCUACCAAACCAGCUGCUACCAAACUAGCUGUUACCAAACCAACCAAGACGGCCCUGAGCAGGCUGGGCAACAAAGUGAAGGUGCCCCCCAACGAGUCCUCUCCUCCACUCCCUUCGUCUACUUCCUCUGUUCUUGAAGGGGGUCCCAAGCGGAGCAUACUGCAAAGACUGGGAAAGCCCCCCAAAAGUGGCUCUGGUUCCCUCAGUGCCUCGACCAAGCCGCUCCACUCCGACACUUUGCCCUUGGCUAGCCCCAAGGUCAGCAGCAGCACAAGUGCUGCAGGCUCAGCAGACUGCCCCAAUGCCCAGAUGGAUGCCAUGGUGGUCAGUGUUUUUAAGAGACUAGGUGCCAAGAGGACCUAAGUUGACAUAUCAAAAAAAAAAAAAUCUCAACUAUUUCUCCACCACUCCUCACUUACCUCACGUUACACAGGCAAGACAAUUUUGGGCAAUGGGUUUUCUUACAGAUGUUCAUUUGCAACAAAUGAGAUUCAUUCAGAUUGAGUCAAUACAUUUACAACGGAGUUAGUUGAAGGUGUGAGAUGCAAAGUAAAAUCUGAAAAUAGUUAAAAAAGGUUAUAUGAUGGUGGUUUGUUUCGACAACCCUGUAUAGGCAACAUAGCGAUGUAAUUUACAGACCUGCAUUUUAAUGGUGUGGAGAAUGCAGCCCAUACUAGCACCUGAUUCCCUAUAGGAGUUUUUAUUGCCCUGACUUAUUCCUGAAUUCUCUUAUGCUCCCUUCUAAAGCAUGUCGUGCUAGAUCUCACCAUACCUCUCCAUUCUCUGACACAAUUAUUGGAUAAUGGGAAACCAACUCUCAACAUUAUGGUUGCAGUUUGCGUGGACCAGAGCUCAACACCUUGGUUAUCUUCAUGUGUGUAGAAUGCUAACAUUGCAUGCUUAUUUUCAAUUUACAUCCAAUCAGAAAAUGCAUAUCAGUGGCCAAGUGCCACUUGUUUAUUGUUUGUUUGUUGACUGUUUGCUAAUAUCAUGCAAAUCAUUGUUUCCCUUUCAACGCUUACCGUUUUUUGUUUUGUUUUUUUUGUUGCUCUUUUUGUGGCCAAUUUUAAAAAACUAGGUAGCCCACAUAUUAACAGCAUUUUUCAACUGCACCAUUAUAAGAUACAAGAUAUUUUACACCAGAAAACUGGAAGAUAUGUUUCACUGAUACCCCAUUGUCAAAUGUAUCAUCUGAGAUAUGGUACUGUUACUGGAACUUGGUUGUUGGACCAGCAGCACUGUUAGAUAGUUUUCUGACAUCCUGUGGCACAGUGUUCCAUUCUAUUUAGGCUAUAUAGACAGCCUUUAUACCAGCAGCUCUGUUAUGCCCCUUGGGUUUCCAACUCUGCAUAUUUCAUAUCUUUAGUAGCCCUCUUGGUUAGCUGAGCACAUUUUAUUUGGCAAGAAGAACAUUUGAAUUACCCUGCUUUCAGUGCUGACCCUGUGGCAGUAUUGAAAACCUGGUGACAUCGUUUUCCCACAUUUGUUUUUUGCCCAACGACAAAGGAAUUGGCAUUUUUCGUAUUAUUUUGCCAUGGCCUUGUCAUUCAUGGAGAAAUUGGAGUUGUUUGUUCCGUCACUACCAAUAUGAUGCUAACUGCCCUUAGCGUGUAAGCAAUGUUAGCUGGAGGUCAUUUUUCGUUAGCACAGUUGAGUCGUUUUUUAUUAUGGUGUGUUGAGAGUAAUUUCCGUUAGCACAUUUAUGAGAUUCUUUUUAUGUUGCACCAAUAUUCUAUGACACUCAUUGUUCUCAAUGUGUCUUAUUGGAAGGGGAACCAGAGCUAGACCACUGGCUCAUGUUUAAGCUUAAGAAAGUGCAGUUGAAGAAUACCCUAAGGGUUUACACGUUUCAAUUUUAUUUUAUUGUUUUUAUUCGGUAGUCUUCUGUCAUAUUUUGAAAUGUCUAAAAGAAGAGUUGUGUGGCAGUGGUUUUGGUAUUUUAUAAAAAUCAUGUAUUGAAAACCUUGUGUAAAUUGUAGAUAAAAUGUUCCCUGCCCUUUUUGUA